Ixodes scapularis (black-legged tick) is the source of this 2971-nucleotide messenger RNA. RefSeq names its product zinc finger protein OZF-like. Lineage: Eukaryota; Metazoa; Arthropoda; Arachnida; Ixodida; Ixodidae. The record is from RefSeq and is a predicted model, not a curated record. The transcript has 3 exons. The coding region runs from base 1 to 1257 and encodes 418 amino acids.
AUGUAUUCACUGCCGAAUCAUUGUUGCAAUUUCGGGCGCUUUUUUCCGGUCGCUGUCUUUGGACAGCUCCGUUGGUUGGGAUCUUUUUACUGUGAUGAAUUUCAAGCACUUCAAGGAGCACAAGAAGGCGCCGAUACGAAUGGACUGGGUUUGACUCUGUGCAAGCAAGCGUCAUCUCAAGUGGUCCCGUGGCUCCUUUGUGAUCGCCCAUGCCUGCUUGCAAACCUGAUCACAGCCAGCAAUUUGAAUGGAAUCGAUCCAGUCCUUAAGUCUUGCCUUUUAGGAGGGGGAGCUACACUUUUGGGAGAGACCAGCUGCCCAUUGAAAGCCACUGACGACAUCUGGUUUGGGUGCUGUUCCUGCACCUAUGUCACCAAAGAUCAGCAUGGUAUCGUGAACCACCUGGUUGCCCAUGGUGAUGAACAAUCCAAGAGCCAGCAUCCUCCCGUGUCUUCUCACUCCAGGUCCAAAGUGCUAAGCAACACUCAAAGGCACGAAAGCAUUAAGUUGUUUAAGUGCAAACUGUGUCCUCAAGCCUUUGCUAGGAAUUCCCGACUGAAGAGGCAUAACCAAACACACACUGGUGAAAAGCCAUUUAAAUGCAAGCUUUGCCUAAAAGCCUUUGCUCGGAAUUCUCAUUUAAGAAGGCAUAAUCUAACACACUCUGGUGAAAAGCCAUUUAAGUGCAAGCUCUGCCCCCGAGCCUUUUCUCAGAAUGGCUAUCUGAUCUACCAUAAUCGAACACACACUGGUGAAAACCCAUUUAAGUGCAAGUUGUGCCCUCAUGCCUUUUCUCAUAAUAGUGCUCUGAUCUUGCAUAAUCGAACACACUCGGGCGAAAAGCCAUUUAAGUGCAAGCUGUGCCCCCGAGUCUUUGCUAAUAAUUCUAAUUUAAAAACUCAUAGUCUAACACACUCUUCUGAAACGCCAUUUAAGUGCAAGGUGUGCCCCCAAGUCUUUUCUGAGAAAGCCAGUCUGAUCUGUCAUAAUCGAACACAUUCAGGUGAAAAGCCAUGCAAGUGCAAGCUAUGCCCCCAAGCCUUUUCUCAGAAAAUCGAUCUGAUCCGCCAUAAUCGAACACACUCAGGUGAAAAGCCAUUCAAGUGCAAGCUAUGCCCCCAAGCCUUUUCUCGGAAUUCCAGUCUGAUCUACCAUAAUCGAACACACUCGGGUGAAAAGCCAUUUAAGUGCAAGCUGUGCCCCCGAGCAUUUUCACAGAAUUCACAUCUGAGACGCCAUAAUCUAACACACUGUUAAAAAGUAAUUUAAGUGGAACAUGUGUCCCAAGGCCUUUUCUCAGGGAUCUGAUCUGCAGUGCAGAUAUGCACCAUUUCAGUUGAAAUAUAAAAAUGCAUGCAGUACCCUAAAAUGGCAGGAAUGCAGUGCCUUACAAAUGACAGCGAUGUUCCUGUGCAUUUUUUAAUGCCUCUGCCUCGUGGGGCAUGUGCCAAAGCAGUGGUAAACGAAUCUAAGGACGAGUGCAUUAAUCGGGUGGCAGAUAGUGGGCUUUUGCACUGUCGACUUCUCAGAACGGGUAGUUGUAUAUCCAGUAUGGUUACCACAUUGAUUGUUUAUGGAUUCUUAAACUCUUGCAUUGCUCACAAGCCUUUCAUCUGAAUGCUACUGUUUGUAAUCACACAAAUGUGUUGAGGAGUAGGGAGCAAUUCCUUUUCAGAGGUGAUCAAGAGGUUGGUUAGUGCAAUGACAAUUGUUAACUUUUUCAAUAGAUUGAAAUAAGUCAAUGUAACUCGUUUGAGGUGUUGUCUAAUAUGUUUGUUUUUACUCCUGUAUAUAAAGGAUAGGCACUUGCAGAAAAUAAAUGUGUGACCAAAGUUUCAAUUUAAUUAUCUAAAAAAGAUGAAGUGUGUGAAUUUCAAUUCCCAUAGUGUCUUCUUUCUGCUUUUGUGAUCUGGUACUCUAGUGUGGAGUAAUUUUUUAGGUUUUUAUUUUUACGUCUUCUAGGAUGCCUCUCCAUUUUAGCAACCAACUCGGCUGGGAACCGAUUUUUGAGUGUGUGUGUGCACUGCAGUGGUUCAUGCUCCCAAUUUGAACUUUGCUAUACUCGGGGUUAUCUUUUCUUGGCAGUGCAGUCAAAGGCACUGGCACUUAUGCCGUUUCUAAUUUUAAGCACUGAUGGAACUUGCUCGUGAGCUCUCUUCUCCGAAAGGCCAAGAAAAUCUGUCCCUCUAGUAUAGUCGUAUUCCCAUACCACCAAGCUGGUUUACAAUUGACAGCGUGUCAAUUAUUAAUGCUCCAUAAUGCGUGUUCAACGCUGGUUUGAAGAGCGAGGUAGAGCGCUGAACUGACUUGAACUCGAUCAUAUUCGAAGUGUUUUUGCUUCCUUCCCUGCACUGGAAUCUUCAUAGUCAUGUAUUUAUAUGCCACCUACGUUGAGAUAUCGCUCUUGUAUUUAGGUUAUCACAAUUCUCUGUUGCUUCGUAUUCUUGUUGCCGAUAGUUGUUUCUGUGUAUCUUUGUCAGCAUUUUUGGACCGUAGGUGUCAUGUGUGCCAGAAAAUGUUCUUUGUACUAAAGUGUCCAUUUUUUUUGCAUGGUUCACUGUAUCUUGUGUACUGUUGGUCAAUGUGUGCCUAGUUUUGCCUUUGGUAAUGCAUUUGUGCAUAUCUUUAUUGUGGAUUUUGUUUCUUACUCUCGUUUGUCUCAAAUAAAUUCUGCAGAUAAGUGUGUAAUCAGAGUCCUGUAUUAGUGUUCCUCGCAAAUAAAGCUAGACAGUUAGAGCUUCCAGUGUUACAGUGUUGUUUUCCAGCCAUUGCAUAUCUUAGCUGCUCUGUUGGCGGAGCAGCCCUCUGGAAAGUUCUUAUUUUGCCAUCGUGUGCUAUGCUGAGACCUCACUGUGGCAGUUUCGUAGCCAUGAAAUUGACUGCCGAGUGGAUGUGCAUACUGCAGCAGAUAAAUUUGGAUUGGAUUGUGGUGGCCAUUCCUUUUGUUUCAGGUGAAUAAAGUUCAUGCUCU